Molecule: messenger RNA, 1365 nt
Organism: Oldenlandia corymbosa var. corymbosa
Lineage: Eukaryota; Viridiplantae; Streptophyta; Magnoliopsida; Gentianales; Rubiaceae
Source: the annotation of a GenBank genome assembly
CUAGUAAUCAAUAAUAAUAAUGCUGCACUCCGCUGAAUUGUUUAUACAUUCAAAAAGAUACCCACCAAUGCAUUUGUACUACGUUCAAACUCCAAAGUUAGUAUCAGCUGCCCGGAGCAAAAUCCUUCACACUCUCCCACACAUUUUCGCAAGCACUUCAUUAACAAACCAUGGCCGCCGGAGAACCCAUCAAGUUUGGCAUCAUCGGUUGUGCCUCCAUAGCCCAGAAAGUUUCCCGGGCCAUAAAAAUGUCCCCACUGUCGACCCUCUACGCCGUCGGCAGCCGUUCAUUGGAAAAAGCAACGACGUUUGCCAAAGACAACGACUUUCCUGAAACAACAAAAAUCUACGGCAGCUACGAAGCGGUUCUGGACGACCCGGAAGUUUACGCUGUUUAUGUCCCUCUGCCUACCAGCUUACACCUAAAGUGGGCUGUUUUGGCAGCCCAGAAGAAGAAACACAUCCUUUUGGAGAAGCCUGUGGCCCUCAGUGUCGAGGACCUGGAUGUUAUACUGGAGGCUUGCAAAUCUAAUGGUGUCCAGUUUAUGGAUGCUACAAUGUGGAUGCAUCAUCCUCGUACUCCUCAGAUGAAACAAUUCCUUGAUGACCCCGAAAACUUUGGCCAACUCAAAUCGAUGUACAGUACCUUUACGUUUGAUGCGCCCCCUCAUUUCAUAGAGAAUGACAUUCGGGUGAAGCCAGAUUUAGAUGCUCUUGGUGCCUUAGGCGAUCUUGGGUGGUACUGCAUAAGAGCAAUCUUGUGGGCUGUUGAUUAUGAGCUGCCAAAUACUGUAAUCGCGUCGCGCAACCCAUCCAUCAACGGAUCAGGCGUCCUCCUUUCCUGUGGAGCUUCUCUGUACUGGGAGGAUGGCAAAGUGGCCACUUUCGUAUGCUCGUUUCAAGCAAACAUGACGAUGGAUUUCACUGCAACCGGAACCAAUGGCACUUUGCGCCUUGAUGAUUUUGUUGUCCCUGUUGCUGAGAACAAGGCUUCAUUCGUUAAAGCUGCAAAGUCAUGGUGGGCUAAGCGUCUGCUUGGGUGGAUGCCUCGGACGAGCGAACAUGAUGUAUCGACAGAUCUUACUCAGGAAGCUCUAAUGGUGGAGGAGUUUUCUAGGUUGGUCAACAGUAUUAAAACUGAAGGCUCCGAGCCAGAUACGAAAUGGCCAGUCUAUAGUAGGAAAACGCAACUGAUUGUGGAUGCAGUCAAGGCGUCUAUCGACAAGGGCUUUGAACCUAUUGAAGUAGUUAGUUGAAAUGCAAUUCUUCGGUUUCCUUUUUCUGGUAUUUUCAUUUCUAAUUCUCUGUAAUAAACAGGGCUAUCAGAAAGGUUAUGAUAUUAUCCAUCUGAUGCAAUAAUAUCUG